Symbiodinium pilosum is the source of this 2190-nucleotide messenger RNA. The record is from the annotation of a GenBank genome assembly. NCBI's taxonomy places the organism in Eukaryota, Dinophyceae, Suessiales, Symbiodiniaceae.
AUGAGAACCUCCAUAUCGGACUUGUGCGAUGGGAUUCCAUGCCAUGUGGACGUUCCAAGUCCUGUGCAAUUGAUACAAUUGAAGAUUACUUCUGGGCCACAGCUGAGUUCAAGCUGGGGUGUGCAACUAAGAGAACUGUUUGGCGGUGAAGUGCCAGUCGGCGAAGCAAAUUUUGCACUUGCCACACUCGUGGUAGGCACACUGACCUUUGCCUCAUUGCUCUUAUUGCUGCCCCUCCUGAUACGACGGCUGGGUGGCUUGCCCACUGAGAACGCAUCAGGGAAACCUCAGAAGGAUGCGGCACCGCCGCCAGGCUUGCUUCGCAUCACCGGCAUAUUGUGCAUCGGCGUUAUGGCGAAUAUAACCGUGAUUCUGCUCACUGUUCAAACAGAGGCUGAGCAGUUGACCACGUCUGGAUACAUCCUUGCAAGUGAGUGCCUCGGUGCAAUUUUCGGCUUACUGCUCUUCAGAUGGUUUGGGUUGGCUCAGCUGAAGAUUGCCUACCAGCUCACGGCCUUGAGCAUGAUGGUGGGAAACGGCCUAUAUGCCUGGGCAUCCGUGCAGUCCAUGGGGCUGCUAGCCUUAUUUCUGAGCAGAAUAAUCACUGGCUUAGGUGCCGGUGGCAUGUACAAUUCAGCAAUGGUCAUGGUGCAUUUUGCCAGGGGCCAGCAGAAGACACCCCAUAUGGUCCUGUACCAAUUCUUUGUGGCUUUCGGUGUUGUGCUAGGCCCUGCACUAGCUUCAACUAGCUUGCUUCUCUUCCCGAGCAGCCAGACCAAAGAUGCGUUGGCCAAUUGCGUCAUGGUGUUAUGGGGCGGCGUGCUUUGGGCGUUGGUGCUAAUCUUCAUCCCUAACGAUAUUUCUAAACUUGAGGCUCAGGCGGGUAUUCAGGAUGAGCCGCUGGUGCAAGAGGAAGUGGACGGGCUGCCGGAGCGCCCAAAUGGCAACAAGGGCCUUGCCUUGUUCCUCACACUCAUCACAAGUGCCACUAUCAGAAUGGGUCAACGGCUGCUAUGGGAGAGUGGUUCAGUCAUUGCGGUGCAGGUGAUGUAUGGCUGGUCAGCCUCCACGGCUGGUGUCAUGUUCAUUAUUGUUGUGGCUUCCAUGGCCAUUGCGCAGUAUGCCUUUUCUCAGUAUGUGGCGGGCAAGUAUUCGGAUACCAUGUUGUUGCGCAGCCUCGAGCUUGCACAGUUAUUUGGUGUGUUGCUAAUGUUUCAACCAUUCCAGCUCUCAACUUCAGUUAGUGUCCUGCAAUUUGUGUUUGCCUCUAUUCUUGCGUAUUCGUCGAAUGCAAUCUGGUCGGGGGUUCUUACGUCAUUCUGCGUCAAGCGCUCGCUCGCCAACUCGUUCUUUAGCUCGGAGAACCUGAUGCUGUUGAACCAGGCAGCCAUAUUCAUUGGGAUAGCAGCUGGCAGCACAAUCAGCCGGGCAAGCCAAGAAAUUGUGAUUGGCAGCUCUGCCAAUGCAAGUAUGAACAUCCUGGCUGCUACGCUCCUUGUGGGAGCUUUGCUCCAACUCAACUUGUCCCUGAUUGCAAUCAGUGAAAUCUCGCUGGAUUGGCCUGUGACAGUUGUAAGCCUUGCCUUGGGGAUAGUCAUCCCACUUGCGGCUCUAGAACCUUCUCUGGGAGGUACGGGCCCUUCCAACACCUUCACUUGGCAUAUAGUCUCGAUGGGCAUAGCCUGGCCAUUCCUUGCGGUGCUGGGCUACUGGGCCUACAAAGCUGAUGUAUUGCAAGGAGUUGAGAAUAACAAGAACUACAAACGAUCCGUUCACAUGCUCUGCAUGCUCGUUGUGGGUGUACUCACAAUUGCAGGGUAUAUCUUCAUCUUCAAAGCUCAUCAGGAAAACGGAGAGGGACAGCUGGGCGGCCUCGAUGUGAAAGGCAGCAAGUGGACGCUGAAGCGGGGUAUGGGCCGCUUCGCUCAUGUGGUGCUUGGCUACUCUGUGGUACUUGGAGUAUUGAUCCAAGUCUGCGCGGGUCUUUGGAAGCGAUUUGUCCUUCUCCACUACGAGGUGAGGAGCGUCACCUGGCAUGGGAGAUUUGGCCGUGUACUGCUGCUGAGCGCCGUUAUUGCUACUUUCAUUGGUGUCUGGCUUGACAUAAAUGGUAAGGGUGGCUUCCCCAUACCUCUGACUCUUGCUAUCUCAGCUGCUUUGCCGAGCACUGCUGCCUUUGUUGUCAUGUGA